UUAGAUUCUGCACUUGAGAAGGCUCAACUAGAAAUUGAGAAAUUGAAAGAAAAUUUGAUAAAGCUGAAAGAAAAUGAUUCGAUUGACUUACAGAAAGCAAACGACCAUAAUCAGAGACUGGAUGAGCAAAUUCUGGCUUUAAGAAAUCGGGUUCGAUCACUUGACUCAGAAAAAAAAGUGCUUGGAGAAGUGGUUGAGAGACUUAAAGGAGAGAUUAGUGAAUCUCAAAAGAAUAAGCAAGCUGGAAACCUCUCCCCUGGAAAAACGGUGGGUGCUGAACAGAGAGUACAGAUUUCCAUUUUAGAGUCUGAAUUAUCAGUAAUAUAGGAAGACAGAAGAGAAACCAGUAUGAAAGGUCAAGAGACAGUGAAAGUACAAGAUCUGAAUGAGAUAUUGAAAAUGAGCCAAGAAAAAAUUGAAAUAUUUGAAAGUGAGUUGUCAGAAGAGGGAGAAAGGAGAAAGCAAUUGACGUCUGAUUUUAAUACUGUACACAAGGCUUUGAAAGUUGACAGUGAGGAAUUGCAAAAAUCAAAGUCAGAACUUACAUGCCUGUAUAAUGAAAUUCAGAGUCUUCCAGGGGCAGCAGAAGACAGAGACCGUUUUUUAAUAGCAUAUGACCUGCUACAAAGAGAGAAUUCUGAAUUAAAAACAAAGGUCUUGAAGCUGUCACAAGAGUUCGAACAAUUAAAUCAUUUUACUGUAGGGAGAAAGACUACAGUUGAUAGUUUAAUUACAAGUGAAAAUAUCUGUAAAGAUCUGGUGUCUAAAGUACCAAUUUUGGAAGUAGAGAUUCAAAGCCCAAAGGAAGAGAGAGUGGAACUCUGUCCUGAACUAGGAGAAAGCAAGCAGAAGGAAAUACCAGAGGAGUCAGUAAAGGAGGACAAUUUUCCAAGAGAGGGGCAGAAGGAGGCGAACUCACAACAGAACCGAGAUAUGAAAGGUGAAGAACAGCAGUUGACCCUGAAGCCUGAGGAAGUUGUGAGGCUUAGAGAAGAGCUGAGCCGUAUAAAUCAGAGCCUCCUUCAGUCUCAGAGCUCUGGGGAUAGUUCAGAUGACACUAGCGCUCAGCAUCCAUCACCUGGAGAAAAACUGAAACACCAGCAGCAAGAGGAACUACAACAACUUCGCCAGAAUUUGCACCGGCUCCAGAUUCUAUGCAACUCAGCUGAAAAAGAGCUUCGAUAUGAGCGAGGAAAGAACUUGGACUUAAAGCAACAUAAUAGCUUACUUCAGGAAGAAAGCAUUAAGAUCAAAAUUGAACUAAAGCAGGCCCAGCAGAAGUUAUUAGACAGUGCAAAGAUGUGCUCAUCACUCACGGCAGAGUGGAAGCACUGUCAGCAGAAAAUCAGAGAACUGGAGCUGGAAGUACUUAACCAGGCUCAGUGCAUUAAAUCACAGAACAGCCUACAGGAAAAGCUGGCUCAGGAGAAAUCUAAAGUUGCUGAUGCAGAGGAAAAGAUCUUGGAUCUGCAGCAGAAAUUAAAACAUGCUCAUAAAGUCUGUCUCACAGACACUUGUAUUCUGGGGAAGAAGCAACUAGAGGAAAGGAUAAAAGAAGCCAUAGAAAAUGAAGCUAAAAUAAAGCACCAGUAUCAGGAGGAACAGCAGAAGAGGAAACUCCUAGAUCAGAUUAUAAGUGAGCUACAAAAGCAAGUGAAAAUCUUACAGGACAAAGAGAAUCAACUGGAAAUGACCAGUUCUCAGCAACAAAACAGAAUUCAGCAACAAGAGGCCCAACUUAAACAACUGGAAAAUGAAAACAGAAAAUCUGAUGAGCAUCUCAAGAGCAACUGGGAAUUGUCAGAGAAGCUGUCUGGGUUGCAGCAGGAGAAGGAAGCUCUGUGUGAAGAAUAUGGGCAAUUUUUGAAGCAGCUUGAUGUCCAUGUGAGAAACUAUAAUGAGAAACAUCACCACUACAGGACCAAGCUUCGCAGAGUCAAGGAUCGCUUAGUUCAUGAAGUAGAACUACGAGAUGAGAGAAUCAAAGGACUUGAAAAUGAAAUUGGAACACUGCAGCAGCAAGUGGAAACGGAGAAGGCAUUCCAGGACCAGAUCACUGCCCAAAAUAAUAUCCUGCUCCUAGAAAAUAGGAAGCUUCUGGAGGAACUCACAGAGCAAGAAGAAUUGAUCCACAGCAACAAAUGGAUAAUAUCUUCAGUCCAGAGCAGAGUACUUGUCCUGGAUAAAGAAAAUAAACAAUUACAGGAAAACAGUCUCCGGCUCACACAGCAGGUUGGCCUCUUAGAGCGCAUUAUAAGGAGCAUCCAGAUUCGCAGAGGAGAGGAAACGACAAUUAGUGACAUCCCUGAAUUUGAAGCAUUGAAUAAAAUCUUGCCGUUACCAAACUCCAGUUUAUCAGAAACAGGUUUGGUAGAGUCAGUUGGAAGUCUUCAAGAGACUGAAGAACAUAAGACAGAAGAAGCCAUGGCAAACCCCAACUCCCUUGAGUCUUUUUCGUGUUCACAGAAUUCCAAAGCUGGAUACGUAAAUGUGGCUUCUUUGAAAGAGACACAUUGCAUCCAAGAACAAGACCAAAAGUCAGAACUAUAAAAUCACUGAUGUCUAAAACUAGACCGAUCAAAACUGCUAACUUAAAGCUUGAGCGUGAAGGUGGAACAUGACAUGGAGAAGGGUUACCACAGAUCCCCAUUGGACAUCAACUAGGAGUCUUCAAAAUUGCUGAUAAAUUCAUUAAACCAGUUCUAAAAAUGGA
Ceratotherium simum simum (southern white rhinoceros) is the source of this 2713-nucleotide messenger RNA. The record is from RefSeq and is a predicted model, not a curated record. Lineage: Eukaryota; Metazoa; Chordata; Mammalia; Perissodactyla; Rhinocerotidae.